AUGCGCUGUGUGGAUUUGCUGGGUAUCGAGUCUACGGCAACAACGCUCUAUUUCAUCGUCGACGUCCUUCUCACAAUUGUCACCUAUACGGGAUUCCUUUUACAGCACUUUGUGCUGCUGGAUAUGUAUUUCCCAGAGCUCGAAAAGCUGCUCGAGGAUCGGCGCUGGUCGAAGGCUGCAAUACGAGCGACGGAGUAUGUGAACAGAUACGCGAUCGUCAUCCUGACAAUGGCCCUAGCGUUGCUUGUACCGAAUUUAUCGGAAAUUAUACCACUCGUCGGCGCGACGUGUGGAAUGCUGUUGGCGUUAAUUGUGCCACCAAUCGUAGAGACGGUGGCCUUCUAUCCAAGAUGGUCCGCGAAAGAAACCCCCGCCAAAUUGUCCUUCCGGCUCCUCGUCAAUGCCGUAAUCGUCAGCUUCGGUCUGAUUUUCAUGAUAUUGGGUGUGAAGUCGAAUCUCGAGCAUUCAAUCGGUCAC
Messenger RNA from Mesorhabditis spiculigera, 477 nucleotides. The record is from the annotation of a GenBank genome assembly. NCBI's taxonomy places the organism in Eukaryota, Metazoa, Nematoda, Chromadorea, Rhabditida, Rhabditidae.